Molecule: messenger RNA, 1036 nt
Organism: Cuscuta epithymum
Lineage: Eukaryota; Viridiplantae; Streptophyta; Magnoliopsida; Solanales; Convolvulaceae
Source: the annotation of a GenBank genome assembly
AAUUAAUCCCAAACCAGCCCAAGCCUGCGACCUUCUUGUGCGAACUGGCGGAAGUUUGGAAGCAGCAGAACUGCGAAGCACGGACGUCGAAGAGGAAGUAGCGGAGCUGCGACGGAGACACGAACCCCAGCCGACCUGAGGCCACCAGAUGCGCCGCCUCCCGCCGUUCACGCUCCAGUUCCCUGAGUCAUCCAUCUUCCCUCUCCGGCUCUCCGAGUGACCGAGUCCGACUCUCCCCUCUGCGGCUGCCUCCAGCUCCAGAUCUGCCAUAGCAAGAAUUAGGAUGAAGGUGAAGGUGGUUUGCCGGAAACUGUAUGAUUAUGUACGCUAUGACCUGAAGGAAAUUGCAUUCCCUUCAUCUUUACCUGACCCACCUCAUAUGAAAAAGCGCCGUAAAAUAACAUGGAAGGAGCGUUUCCUUAUAUUGAAGGAAGCGUCUAGACUUUAUGCUGCAAGCUGGGUAAGAGACAUUGGCCCUGAACUUCGACCUAAUGACUACAAAAAGAAACAAUCCAGUGAAGACAUGCUUCACGAAGAGAAUGGUACAAUUAAAGAGAAGGAACCCUCAACACUGGAGGACCUAGCUGUUGCUGCAAGGGGUGGAAUGGAAACUCUUAGGCCUGCAUUGCAGCGGGUUUACAUGACUAGAGCGACAGCAUACAAAGAUGCUCUUAAAAGCUUCAUUGAAGGAUAUCAAGAAGGUAUUCAGCAUGUUGUGGAUAAGAAAGAAGAGACUAAAGUUCAAGAAGAAAAGGAUGCACAUAAAUGAACAAGGUGGCUUGCUAAGUUAAACAUGUGACUUGCUUCUAAAUAGCUGAUAUUUUUGUAUAAACCACUAUUUUUGGCUGUUCUUUACAUCUACAUGUCUGGCAGUUGUCUCUGUGUUUUUAAUGGAAAGUUUUAGAACUUCUUGAGGUGAGUAUUUCAUUAAUUUCUGGGUCAAUAUACUGCACCCUUUUCCCUUUAUCAUGUUUUUCUUCUAAAGUUAUUGUAAAUAUGCUAUGUGUUUUGUUUAGUUAGGCAAUAGGUACACACC